CACACUCGCCACGGCCUCGAGUUUGAAACUCGGCGUGUACCGUGCCUAGCCAACGCGCCUCUCGAGAAACCCCCACGACGUCCGCACACACACUAGCCGCGAGGAUGGAGUCGCUCGUGUCCCCGGAGAACGAGACGUUCUCGACGCCGCCGACGACGCCAUUCGACGUGGACCACGAUUUGCGCCCGUCGAUCUCGCGCCGGAGCAGCCGCCCGUCGUCACUGAACCUCGCGUACGGAGCGAACGGGUUCAAGUCCGACAUCGUCCUGGACAGAAACUCUCCCAGACCGACCGCAAACCACGAGAGCACCUCGCCGGCCCAGGCCCAGUCGAUGCAGCAGAGAGAUCAGACCGUCGUCCCGGCCAGCCGCGCCAGGCUCUCCGCGGGCAGCCCCCGCGUGGAGCCCCCGCUCAACUCGCCCUGCUUCGUGCACUCGCACCUCGACACGGGCAACACCCUGGCGGAAGCGCUCCGCAAGCACAGCCGGCCCUUCGGGGACAACGCGAACGUGGGCGUCGCGAAGAGCCUCAUCGAUCGCGGCAACGGCGCCGCGCCGCGCCUCUCGCCCGACUCGCUCGACUCGAACUCGGACAGCGACGGGGAGUACUCGAGCAGCCUCACGAAGCAGCUCGCGGAGACCGCCGUCGGCGUGCGGGAGAUGAGCAAGCAGCUCGGGCGCGCGCGCAUCCACUCGAACAUACAGAAUGUCCUCAUUAUCACCAAGGCGCGCGACAAUCGGCUCAUCAAGCUCACGCGCGACCUUGCGCUCUACCUGAUGCUUAAGCCGCGAGCGGGUUCCCCGCGCGGCCUCGUAGUUUACGUUGACAGUCAGCUGCGCACAUCCCGCCGCUUCGAUGCUGCGGGCAUCCAGCGCGACCACCCCGAGCUCUUCGCCCCGUACCCCAAGCGGCGGGCGUCGAGCAGCAGCUCGCUCUCGUCCGCGCGCUCAUCGAUGACGUCGCUCACCUCCCUUAGCUCGGAGCAGACGUCGUCCGAGGAGGGUCAGCUGCGCUACUGGACGAGCGACAUGUGCAGCAACAGCCCGCACCUGUUUGACUUUGUCGUCACUCUCGGCGGCGAUGGCACGGUCCUCUUCACCUCCUGGUUGUUCCAGCGCAUCGUGCCGCCCGUGCUCUCGUUCGCGUUGGGCUCGCUCGGCUUCCUCACCAACUUUGACUUCUCGGAACACCAACAGACCAUGGAUAACGCCAUUGAGAAUGGCAUUCGCGUCAACCUUCGCAUGCGCUUUACUUGCACGGUCUACCGCGCGCAGAGCUGCGCGACGGAUACGAACAAGAAGGCGAUCAAGAAGGCGUCGACGGGCGAGAUCAUGAUGAAGGUAGAGAAGGGAGGCUGGGAGGCAGUGGAAGGGGGUUGGCAAGCGACACCUGUGGAGAACAAGCACAGCAAGGAUAAGGAGAUCAAAUGCUUCACGACCCGGCCGGUGGAAACAUUCGAAAUCCUCAACGAUCUAGUUGUGGACCGUGGCCCAAGCCCAUACGUUAGCCAGCUUGAGCUCUUCGGCGACGAGCACCAUAUGACAACGGUCCAAGCCGAUGGUUUGUGUGUCGCGACGCCGACGGGCUCUACUGCCUACUCCCUCUCCGCUGGCGGCUCCCUCGUCCAUCCGGAAAUCCCUGCCCUCCUCCUUACUCCUAUCUGCCCCCACACCCUCUCCUUCCGUCCCAUGCUCCUUCCCGACAGUAUGGAAUUACGCAUCUGCGUACCCUUCAACUCUCGCAGCACGGCAUGGGCCUCGUUCGAUGGCCGUGGGCGUAUCGAGUUGAAGCAGGGCGACCACAUCAAGGUCACUGCGUCGAAAUACCCGUUUCCGACUGUUUGUGCCGACAAACAGUUCACCGAUUGGUUCCAAGCCAUCUCGCGUACGCUUAAAUGGAACGAGCGCGAGCGGCAGAAAUCGUUUGUGGUCGUGGAAGAGGAGCCUAGCACACACCACAAGGUCCGGCGACGAACCAUGCAGGCUACCGCCAACGCCACUGGCUCGUCGAGUGAGACGGUCAAGGGUGAUGAUGAGUCGGACGAGGAGGAAGACACCUUCGAUAUCGACGAUUCUUCGCCCGAGGCGCAGGCGGCGAAGCAGCCCCCCACGAUGAUUCCGCUCACGAACGCGAUGUCGAGCGAGCACAUCAACCUCGGGCAGCAGAAGACGAAGGAGAACCUUGAUGACACUGCGCAGCGGCAACAACAGGCGCACUGCGGGACACCAAAUUGCUCAAACUGCACGAGCCCCAACUCAGCCGCGCACUUCUCGGGCGUGUCGACGCCCUCGCGGUUCGCGACUGGGUCCCCGCCCCACCCGACGCCUCUGCCCCCUCGCGACUACGGCGACCUCAACCACCAUCCGCACCACCCCCACUACGCACACCACCUCGACGCGCACCACCACCCUGAGGGCCGCGCGGCGGAGCGGGAGGGUAUCCGCGACAACAUCCACGUGCGGCGGACGAUGAGCGGGAAGAGCCGGAUACCGAAGGAGCGCGACGUGGACGAUGCGCGGACGCCGACGAUGGCGAGCGCGCUGCAUGGGCGGAUGCGCGGAAGGACAAGGUCGCGGUCGCGCUCAAGGGAGCCGGGGUCGGCGAGGCGGGCGUUCGCGGUGUGGGGGCAUGAUGAGAGCGAUAGUAGCAAUACGAGCGAUAGCGACUGCACGUAGGUGCGGUGUGGAUGGAGGGGAGGAAAGGAGGGAAAGUGGAAUGUAGAUGGGGCUAUAGAGAAGGGCAUGCCGCGGGCGAUGCUUGGCCUGGUUGAAUGACUAUAACGACGCACAUACAUCUGUACAUAUAGAUACAUGCACGAUGCAGCUUGGGUUAUACUCUGGAACGUUGGACUACAAGUGAAGACUGCCGGGAUCGACGGAUCGAUG
Molecule: messenger RNA, 2885 nt
Organism: Schizophyllum commune H4-8
Lineage: Eukaryota; Fungi; Basidiomycota; Agaricomycetes; Agaricales; Schizophyllaceae
Product: ATP-NAD kinase
Exons: 6
Coding region: 105-2675 (856 amino acids)
Biological process (GO): NAD+ metabolic process; NADP+ biosynthetic process
Molecular function (GO): NAD+ kinase activity
Source: RefSeq, a predicted model, not a curated record